This is a messenger RNA of Cheilinus undulatus (humphead wrasse), 1394 nucleotides long. Its product is annotated as carboxypeptidase A1-like. Bases 11 to 1279 code for a protein of 422 amino acids. Gene Ontology annotation, biological process: proteolysis. Lineage: Eukaryota; Metazoa; Chordata; Actinopteri; Labriformes; Labridae. Gene Ontology annotation, molecular function: metallocarboxypeptidase activity; zinc ion binding. The record is from RefSeq and is a predicted model, not a curated record. The transcript is spliced from 11 exons.
ACUGUUGGUCAUGAUGAGGGGGCUGCUCGCACUCGGCGCGCUGUUUGUGGCCGUUUUCGGCAAGGACACGUUUGAGGGACAUCAGGUGCUUCGCAUAGUUGCAAAGGAUGAAGCCCAGCUUGCUCUUAUCAAGGACCUGGAGGACAUGAUGCAGUUUAAUCUGGAUAUCUGGAGGGGCGUAACUAAUGUUGCUAAUCCUGUGGAUAUCAGAGUCCCCUUUGAGAGCCUGCAGUCUGUCAAAAUGUACCUGGAGUCUCAGGACAUUGACUACUCCAUCAUGAUCAAUGAUCUGCAGGUAUUGCUCGAUGAGCAGCAGAAAGAGAUGGAAUCUGCUGCUCGUGUCGCUCAGCCCAAAAACACUGAUGACUUCGACUACACCAACUACCACACCAUCGAUGAGAUCUACAGCUUCCAGGACAUGCUUGUGGCUGAGAACCCCAACCUAGUCAGCAAGAUUGUGAUUGGUCAGAGCUACGAGGGUCGUCCCCUGAAUGUGCUCAAGUUCAGCACUGGAGGAACUAACCGUCCUGCCAUCUGGAUGGACACUGGAAUCCACUCCAGGGAGUGGAUCACUCAGGCUACCGGCACCUGGAUGGCCAAGAAGAUUGCGACUGAUUAUGGAACCGACCCUACUCUCACUGCCAUCCUCAACAACAUGGACAUUUACUUGGAGAUCGUAACCAACCCUGAUGGUUUUGCCUACACCCACAGCAGUAACCGGAUGUGGCGUAAGACCAGGAAGCCCAACCCCGGCUCUUCCUGUGACGGAGUUGAUCCCAACAGGAACUGGGAUGCUGGUUUUGGAAGUGCUGGUGCCAGUGGAGACCCCUGCUCAGAGACCUACCAUGGACCCUUUGCUCACUCUGAAUCUGAGAUCAAAUCUAUUGUGGACUUUGUGAAGGCUCAUGGAAACCUCAAGGCCUUCAUGUCUAUUCAUUCCUACUCUCAGAUGCUCAUGUACCCCUAUGGCUACACCAGUACACCUGUCAAGGACCGCGUUGAACUGCACAACCUGGCUAAGAGGGCUAUCACUCUCCUGGCCUCUUUGUAUGGUACAAGCUACACAUAUGGCAGCUUAAUCAGCACCAUCUACCGGGCUAGCGGCAUUACCAUUGACUGGACCUACAACCAGGGCAUCAAGUACUCCUACACCUUUGAAUUGAGGGACACCGGCCGCUACGGCUUCCUCCUGCCAGCCAGUGAGAUCAUCCCCACUGCUAAUGAGACCUGGCUGGCUGUGAUGGCCAUCAUGGAUCACACCUACAAUAACCCAUACUAAUCUGUGUGGUGUAUCUAAUUCUCUGUAGAGAAGAUAUUGUUGUAAGAGAGACCCCCCUAAAAUUUUUCUUUCAAAUUAAUGUCAUCAUCAACACAACCAGACAAAUUAAAGAGCA